GCUAUGUAACGACCCGGUAUUGUGUUCUGUGUUUGUGGGUGUGUUAUGGUUCUCAUGGCUACUAGCAGGGGUUAAAUAUGUCAGGACAGAUGGAAAGGUUGGGGGGGUAUGAUGGGUAAUCCCGCGGGAUUUGGAAAUGCAUAAAGAGGGAUGAGUGUCUCAUAUCUCUCUCUUCUGUUCGGGCCUUGAUCUGUUCCUAUGAGAGUGACCUUAACUCGACAUGUAUAAUUGUGUACGUUCGGCAUUAGCGGCGUGGGCUGUGGCCUGAACAAUAGCCCAGUUUAGGAAUAAACCUGUGUUCUGACCUGUACACCUGGAGUCCGUCUCUUUUCUCUUUAAUGACCCAGCCGGGUCAUUACAGUAUCUUUCAACGUCCCUGGAGAAUAGUAGAUGAUUGUGGUGGUGCAUUCACCAUGGGGACAAUUGGCGGAGGGGUAUUCCAAUCAAUCAAGGGCUUCCGGAACGCUCCUGUGGGCUUUCAGCACAGACUAAAAGGUAGUGCCAAUGCUGUGAGAAUAAGAGCUCCACAGAUCGGCGGUAGCUUUGCUGUGUGGGGUGGACUUUUCUCAACGAUCGACUGUGGUCUGGUCCAUAUUCGAGGGAAAGAGGAUCCCUGGAACUCUAUAACUAGUGGAGCGAUGACUGGGGCAGUCCUGGCUGCACGCAGUGGGCCCUUGGCUAUGAUGGGGUCAGCUAUGAUGGGGGGCAUCCUACUGGCCCUGAUCGAGGGCUUUGGGAUCCUUCUCACCAGAUACACAGCACAGCAGUUUCAGAACCCGAGUCCCUUUGUGUAUGACCCCAGCCAGCUUCCUCCGAAGGAUGCCAGCCAACAGCAGACUGGGUUCCAGUAGAGCCCAACUUGGUCUGGAGCUAAUGAGCCUAGCUACAGCCCUGCAUACUGUGACAGUCUCUGACUAGAGAGGAGAGAGGCGCUCUGUCACCUGACCACACAGGUGUCAGCAACCUCAGGGGAAUGAAAAUAUCUAACCUAAGCCCCCAUCCUCUCAAUGGAAAUAAGAAUGUAGAUGCACUUUAGUGUUAUUCCUCAGGGCUAGAUUACAGUUGAUUUGAGUUAUUUAUGAAUAUAUGUUUGUGUAUACCGGUACACCAGUGUUCCUUCUGACUAGUCCCGAAUAAUACACAAUUUUAUCAGAUACAUUUAUGUCCAAACCCGUCAUUUUAUGGUGACUGUAAUAAUGUUGGUGCUUUAUUACCACAGCUACAGAAAUAGAAUGGGUAGCUGAAAAUGUAUAGGCAUUAAUACCGGCAUACAAGUAUGGGAUGCCAAGAUUUAGGAUUCGAAAUUUUCUCAAUCUUAUCAGAAGUGUGUCAGGUAUGGCACAAUCAAUUCCGUUCAAAACGCAUGUAUUUUCUCCUGCUUGUAAAAUGCACUGUCAUUUCAUUUCUUCUCCUCUUUUAUAAUUGUAUUGCUUAUAAGGGUAUGUGUCACAUCACAAACGCACCAAUGAUUUGUUUCCAUUUGUGAAACUCAGAUAGCUGGAAUAGAAUGUCAUGACCAAAUACAGUCACGCUCAUUUGUUCUGCUGUUUAUGUCACUACCUUCAUUGGAUGCCUGCCACUAUGCCAUGCAUUACUAGACAUUCCCUCCAUCUAAGAACUAUAAGGUCUAUCUAUCCACGUUGAUGAACCAAAGCACUUUCUUACUCCAUCUCUCUGUGUUAUUGUGUUGAGAAAAAUGAGAUGUUUUUUUUGACACAAUGAAGAUAUGUUUUGUAAUGUAUAGAAUGCUGUACAAUAGUUGUUGGUUUUAAUGUAUUUAUGAUGCAGAAAAAUAAAUGUUUACAGUGUAAUUGA
This is a messenger RNA of Salvelinus fontinalis (brook trout), 1815 nucleotides long. Its product is annotated as mitochondrial import inner membrane translocase subunit Tim17-B-like. The coding region runs from base 339 to 851 and encodes 170 amino acids. NCBI's taxonomy places the organism in Eukaryota, Metazoa, Chordata, Actinopteri, Salmoniformes, Salmonidae. The record is from RefSeq and is a predicted model, not a curated record. Gene Ontology annotation, molecular function: transmembrane protein transporter activity. Gene Ontology annotation, cellular component: mitochondrial inner membrane; TIM23 mitochondrial import inner membrane translocase complex. The transcript has 6 exons. Gene Ontology annotation, biological process: protein import into mitochondrial matrix.